AGAUACGGAAACCGUCCGCAUAGGCCUGUGACACCCGAUUCGAGUUGCGAUUCAGUGUCUAGGAAGGUUGACUUAUAGAUGCAAAGCGAUUUUGGCGAAUGUCAAACCAUGUAAAAAGUAGCUGUAACGCGGGAGCUUAUGUUAUGCGAGAUCCGUGAUGUAAAUGUGGUGUGUGUGUGGAUACGUGAGCGUUGCUAGUGAUGUACGGGGCCACUGACGUCGCCAGCGUUCCACUCGUCCCUCCGUCCCUAGUGCCAAAUGUUUUGCAAUGUGAAAGUAUGGAAUUGUGCCACGCGUGACCUUUUCCAAAGAUUUCAAUUGAUUGAGCGGUAUAGCAUUUAGCUUUGUCUUAAUAGGAAUGAGUAUUUUUCAUCUUUUGCCCACUCGAGGGCGUGGAAAUAGUUGGAAACAGCAUGGAAUAAACCUACGGGCGCGUCAUGCCCUUCUACUUAUGGAGUGAGGAAAUUGAUGCACUUUUUACUUAUAUUCUAUCGUAUAGUUACAGGUCGUCGACAUGCAGACUGUUAAUGAAAUUAUUUCCAUUCUGGAGAAAUUUAAUAUCACAAAAGAGCUGUUGGAGACCACCAGACUCGGUAAGCAUGUGAACGAGCUCCGUCGUAAGACAAGCGAGCCGACACUGGCUCGCCGCGCCAAGGUGCUGGUAAAGCGCUGGCGGGAUCUCGUCAUACCUAGCACACACUCACCCGCACAUACUGGCUCAAAUCGUUCGUCUGCUGAGCGUCAAGUUAGGAGGCUCGGUGGAACUCCACUCACAUCACCGGCACUCUCCAGGAACCUGGUGAGUCCAGCUGUUCCAAGUCCAAGACCACCUUCUAGACCAGCAUGGGGUGGCUACGAGUCGGACUCGCAGGACGUGAUCCUGGUGGACGACGACCCCCCUCCCCCUGUGACCCCCUCCCUAGCACCCCUCCCACCACACAAACCGGCAACACCUCCUGUAAAAAGGGCGCUGUCACCCGAACCUCUAUACGAUGAAAAGAAGGCGAAAAGAGAUAAAAAACCUAAGAAAAGAAGGGGUCAUGGUAGAGCGGGCUCGGGGACCGAGACGACAGCGGAGCCCCAGAGUCAACACAACUGGGUGUCCAGGAACGGGACAGGACCUGAACGGAGACGGAAUGGAUGGAAACGAGACCCACCAGACCCUUACGCUGCGCUCGUUAAUAGACUGCCUCCCGCCGGGGCUAAGAAGGUGAAGACGACCAAGGAACUGCUGGAACAGAUCCAGUCCCGCGGCAGCAGUCGACCUUCCCGCCCGGCCUCCCCGCGCUCCCCGCACUCCCCGGCCUCCCCUGCCUCCCCCGACGUCAUGCUCAUCGAGCCUGACGUGUGCCCUAUCAAAGUCGAGUCCCCGCUCCGGAACGGCGGCGGAGAUUCCGCGAAGACGAAAAUGGAUCCCAAGCCGGAGGAGCGUGAGGAGGUCCCGCCGCUAGAGGAGCCGCGCGCCUGGGCGGAGUGCACGUGCGGCGAGGAGGAGGCGUCAGCGGACUGUCCCGCCGCUGGGCGCCCGGCGCUCCGGCCGCUCCACGUCCGGGCGCUGCACAACGUGCUGCUUCCGGGGAUGAACGGCACGCGAGCCCCGCUCUUCCCUCACCGGUUCGCCGUCCGCCCUCCCGCGCGCGACGACGACCCCACGCUGUUCUCCAGCGUGGUGCCCCUCUAUAACUACUCAGACUACGCGGACGACCACUGUGUCAAAAACAUGUCCCGAGUGCCGAUCUGUGAGCGCCUGCCGUGGACGGAAUUCGCGCCCUCGCCGCCGCCUCCGUCUCCGCCGCCUUCGCCGCCGCCACUGCGACCCUACCCUUCGCCGCUCCGCGAAGAAGUCUUCCCCGACUUGCCGGAACCCGACGAUGAUUCCGCGGACUCCUCCACCACGCCCAACGUGAUCGAAGCUACGAGCGAGGACGAGCCCAGAGAGAAGCCGGUCAUCGAGCCAGCUAUGGUCGGCCUCGCCUACAUGGAGCCCGGGGAAAGGUUGAAGGCGCCGCUGCUGGACGACGACGACGACUACCAGCUCGGGGAACCGCGCCGGGAGGUGACGGUCGAGAAGAGCUUCGUCAGUGAACCCCAGGAACAUCGCACGGUCGAGAGGACGAAAGAGGACAUAGACGGCCGGACGUUGUACGGCCUGUGCGAGGCGGCCCUGGCCAGCGUGCCCUACCGGUACUCGCAGGCGGCGGCGGCGCCGGUGUUGACGCUGCCGCAGCUCAUCGAGAGGGAGAACGAACCUCCCGAUCACGUGGCGGAGGACGAAGCUGCCAAGCUGCUGGAGGGCGCGCUGGAGACCGCCGCCGCCGACCCGGCCCUCGACGAGCUGGGCCGACCUCAGCGACCUCUGUCGUUCGCGGAGUGGCACGAGUGCGCCCGCCUCGGGGACCUGGUGGCCCUGCCGUACGUCGUCAUCGACUGACGAGCCGCGACCCUCGCCCGACCAGCCGCUCCGUCGCACCGUGUUCCAAGUGUCCUUACCUUAGUUUUAAGAGACGGUUAUCGUAUAAGUGUCGUGAGUGUGAGCGCUCUCAGCAGACCGGUCGGCGGUGGGGGUGGGGGUGGCGGUGGGGGCGGAGGGAACUCUCGACGAGUUGUGAUAUUAGUGUUACAGUGGCGCGACGGCGGUCUCGACUCUGAACUGUUUCAUACUGAGUUAUCUUGUUACCGAUUGUGAUUUAUAAAAAGAAAUUAGGUAAUUAAUAAUAAUAGGAGUUCCAAUUGUAUAUUAUACAUAUAUAUUGCUAUAUCGAGUCAAAUAUCAGUUAACGAUUUUUAACUUUGAGAUGUCCAAGUCGACCAAGCAUCUCGGAAGCGGAAAUGGUACGUUGAACAGUUUGAUAGUAUAUUUUGAUGAAAUUGGAGGUGAUUUUAAUUCAGAAGUAGGAUCUGAAGGCCCCUGCGACCCGCGUCGGUGUUGUUUAAAGUGUUUUGUUUCGUAACGUUCGGUGUAUGUGUCGUGAGGCAGGGGUCGUUGCACCCGGUUUAGUGGUUCUAAUCGCCCAUGUGCCACAGUGUUGUGCCAGAAUCGGUAUAAACGUGUUUUUUAAUAUAUAAACAUAGAUUUUAUGAAGGCUUAGUGUGUUUUUCAUUUUGUAAUCAGCCUUUCGACGGUCCCGUUUUUGUAAUCGUACUAUACAAAUCUUUGUAACGUUGAGUUUUUUUGUGUCGGUUUAUAUUUUAUAAGAAUACAAUAACCUAGUACACUAUGAUAACUUAUUGUUGGCGUCUGCGAGCCGUACGCUGUGUGUUGGAAUCGUGAAGUUUGCUUGUUAUAUUAAUUUUUGUAUUAAGUUUUCACAGCAUGAGCUCAAUUGUACAUAUUGUUGUUAGAGUUUUAAACUCGAUAAGUUAUAGAUCGAAUGUUAUCCAACGUUCAAACCGAUGCCACAGCCAGUUCGGGAUAAUGUUUGUAAAGAAAUUAUAUACAUUAUAUAACUAUUGAAUUCAAACCAAAGGCUUUACUUAAGGACCAAUAGUUUUGCUUUAAAAAUUCACUAUUAAUAAAAAUAAAAAAAAUAUUGUAAAAUAUGAAAAAACAGAUCCAAUACAGAAUUCGUAACAUGUAAUGUUUUUAUUGCACAAUUCGUUCGUCUUGAAUGUUUUUUUUUUUGUUCUGGCAACACUGUCAGCUGUCACCGAAUGAUCACCAAACCGUUCGCUUCACUGUGGUUAACUGUCAGUUAACAGCCAAAGUACGGCCAAAUUAUCAGCGGUGUGCUGUAUGCAAUAUACCUUUCGCUUGAUUUUUGUAUAAAUGAUAAAUGAAUCUUCCUGCACAUAUCUGUUUAUUAAAAAAAAAAAUGUAUAUUUAUUUAUUGUUAUUUUUAUGUUUAUUGUUCCAAUUGAAAUCUAAGACCAAAUUUAGUAAAAUAUUAGCAUUUUGUACAUAACUGUAAUUAGUCCUAUGUAAGUCUAUUAUUUUCGUUAGAAUUCGUUUCAAUAUAUUAUAUAUAAACGUUAGGAUAAUAAACGCGGGACGUUAGCCUUUAUAAGAAUUUAAUAGGACAUGAGAUUGCUAUAAAGAUUUGUACACACCGAGCUCUCUGUAGCGUUCAGUUAUUUUUAUAUUCCAUAUUACUAGUUAUUAUCGACAGAUCCACUAAACUGGGACGGACACUGAAGGCCUUACAUUUAAAGCGCGGGUAAUUCCGGGCGUGAAGCUUGUUUAGCGGGCUGUAUAACCCGGAGACUGCCUUGUUGGACUUGAUCCAAAAUUUUGGUAAAAUAUAAAAGCAAAAUAUAUGUGUUUUUAUUACGAUAA
Molecule: messenger RNA, 4273 nt
Organism: Danaus plexippus (monarch butterfly)
Lineage: Eukaryota; Metazoa; Arthropoda; Insecta; Lepidoptera; Nymphalidae
Exons: 10
Coding region: 515-2431 (638 amino acids)
Biological process (GO): positive regulation of gene expression; regulation of transcription by RNA polymerase II
Cellular component (GO): core mediator complex; nucleus; mediator complex
Molecular function (GO): transcription coregulator activity
Source: RefSeq, a predicted model, not a curated record